AUGGAGAAAAAAGAUAAGCCAAGUGCCUUGCAGACGCCACCGCCCUGGAGCUUCCCGCACUCAGCCACGGUCAGCCCCACUGUGUUCUUUGACACGGCUGUUGACAGCAAGCCCCUGGGCCGCAUCUCCUUCCAGCUGUUUGCAGACGAGGUUCCAAAGACAGCGGAAAACUUCCAUGCUCUGAGCACUGGGAAGAAAGGAUUUGGCUGUGUAGUUUGCUGCUUUCGCAGAAUUGUUCCGGGAUUUAUGUGCCAGGGUGGUGACUUCACACACCAUAAUGGCUCAGGUGGUAAGUCCAUUUAUGGGGAAAAAUAUGAUGAUGAGAAUUUCAUCCGGAAGCAUAUGGGUCCUGGCACCUUGUUCAUGGCAAAUGCUGGACCCACCAGUGGUUCCUAGUUUUUCAUCUGCACUGGCAAGACUGAGUGGCUGGGUGGCAAGCACGUGGUCUUCUGCCAGGUGAAAGACAACAUAGAUGAUGUGACAGCCAUGACGUGCUAUGGGUCCAGGAAGGGCAAGACCAGCAAGACGGUCACCAUUACUGGCCGGACAACUCUAGUAAACUUGACCUGUGUUUUAUCUUAA
Messenger RNA from Pteronotus mesoamericanus, 582 nucleotides. RefSeq names its product peptidyl-prolyl cis-trans isomerase A-like. Gene Ontology annotation, molecular function: peptidyl-prolyl cis-trans isomerase activity. Gene Ontology annotation, biological process: protein peptidyl-prolyl isomerization. Gene Ontology annotation, cellular component: intracellular membrane-bounded organelle. Lineage: Eukaryota; Metazoa; Chordata; Mammalia; Chiroptera; Mormoopidae. The record is from RefSeq and is a predicted model, not a curated record.